AUGCUUUAUCGACGGUUGGUUCGAAAUGUGAUUCGAGGUCUCGCCACGAAAAUUGAAGCGAAUUCAUCGACCGCGCAUCCGAUCUAUUUAGAUGUUCAGGCGACAGCGCCGAUGGAUCCUCGUGUCGUUGAUGCGAUGCUUCCAUAUAUGCUGAACGAUUUCGGAAAUCCUCAUUCUCGAACUCAUGCGUAUGGCUGGAAGGCCGAAGAAGCCGUCGAAGAAGCUCGUAGUCAUGUUGCGAAACUCAUCAAAGCAGAUCCAAGGGAUAUUGUUUUCACUUCGGGAGCUACUGAGUCAAACAAUUUGGCUAUUAAAGGAGUUGCGAAAUUCCGGAAACAAUCGGGCAAAAACCAUAUAAUAACACUUCAAACUGAGCACAAAUGUGUGCUCGAUUCGUGUCGAUAUUUGGAGAAUGAGGGAUUCAAAGUCACGUAUUUGCCGGUGAAUCAAGGCGGAAUGGUGGAUCUUGAGAUGCUCGAGAACACGAUUACGCCGGAGACUUGUUUGGUUUCGAUCAUGUUGGUGAAUAAUGAGAUCGGAGUGAUGCAGCCGGUCAAGGAAAUCGGCGCAUUGUGUCGAUCGAAAGGCGUCUAUUUUCAUACGGAUGCCGCGCAGGCAACCGGAAAAGUGCCAAUCGAUGUUGAUGAAAUGAAAAUUGAUCUAAUGUCGAUUUCUGCUCAUAAGAUUUAUGGGCCAAAAGGAGCUGGAGCUUUGUAUGUGAGAAGGCGUCCGAGAGUGCGACUUGAAACACAAAUGAACGGUGGGGGACAAGAGAGAGGAUUACGGUCGGGUACUGUAGCUGCGCCGUUGUGCAUUGGCUUGGGAGAGGCGGCGAGAAUUGCGAAUGUUGAAAUCGAAAUGGACAAGGCUCAUGUCGAGAAACUAUCGAAGAUGUUGGUUGAGGGAAUCAGCGAGAAAUUGCCGAAUAUUGUGAGAAAUGGCGAUGUGCGAUUCGCGUAUCCGGGUUGCGUCAACCUCUCGUUUGCUUAUGUCGAAGGAGAAUCGCUUCUGAUGGCUUUGAAGACAGUGGCAUUGUCGUCGGGAAGUGCUUGUACAUCUGCCUCCCUUGAGCCAUCUUAUGUUUUGAGAGCAAUCGGAUCCGAAGAAGACCUCGCGCAUUCUUCGAUUCGAUUCGGAAUUGGACGAUUCACCACCGAAGAAGAGAUUAAGCACACAAUUGACCUGUGUGUUCGCGAAACUCAGCGCUUACGCGAACUAAGUCCUCUUUGGGAAAUGGUCCAAGAGGGAAUCGAUCUCAAAUCAAUCCAAUGGAGUCAGCAUUAA
Messenger RNA from Caenorhabditis bovis, 1284 nucleotides. NCBI's taxonomy places the organism in Eukaryota, Metazoa, Nematoda, Chromadorea, Rhabditida, Rhabditidae. The record is from the annotation of a GenBank genome assembly.